Molecule: messenger RNA, 174 nt
Organism: Ochotona princeps (American pika)
Lineage: Eukaryota; Metazoa; Chordata; Mammalia; Lagomorpha; Ochotonidae
Product: small ribosomal subunit protein uS14-like
Exons: 1
Coding region: 10-174 (54 amino acids)
Cellular component (GO): cytosolic small ribosomal subunit
Molecular function (GO): zinc ion binding; structural constituent of ribosome
Source: RefSeq, a predicted model, not a curated record
GAGGAUAGGAUGGGUCACCAGCAGUUCUACUGGAGUCACCCGUGGAAAUCUGGCCAGGGUUCCCACUCUCGCCGAGUAUGCUCAAACCAGCACAGUCUGAUCUGGAAAUACGGCCUGAACAUCUGCCGCCAGUGUUUCAACCAGUAUGCCAAGAAUAUCGGCUUCAUAAAGUAG